GAAGUACAGAAUCGGAAAAUUCGAGCAUAUAGACGUUGUCUCGUACGCCAUUUUGACAUUUGCUUACUAAUUACUUACUAGUCUACUAGAUCUAAAAUACAUUUUUGUAUGGAACGUUGUGAUUGAGAUUAUCCUUGAAGUUUAUAAGACGUAACAGUAAAGUAAGCAUUCUAAACACUUUUGAGAGUUAAAAAAAAUACUUGUCAGCAAAGAGAGUGGCUGAUUAUUGAGCAUUAACCUUUUUUUGGUGAUCACUCAAGUUAUGAAAUUAUCUGGUGUGAUAGAAUAUUCAAAUAUGGCAGACGAACUUGACGUUGAAGCUAUGCUAGAGGCACCUUACAAAAAGGAGGAAGAAGGAAAAAAUGAAAAGUCUUCAUCAUCUUCAAGAAAAGAGAAGAAAAAGAAAAGAAGCAGAAGUAGAAGUAGAGACAGAAGCAGAAAAAGAAGUCGUGAAAGAAGGUCAAGAAGCAGAGAUGCUAUCUCUGGAAGACAUAGAGAUAAGUCAAAAAGCCGUGACAGAAGUCGUAGCAGAGAUAGAAAGCGCAGAGAAAGAGUUGGUGAUAGGCGUCGUAGUAGAAGUCGUGACCGAGAUGUUGACCGGGAUAGACGAAGACGUAGUAGAUCUCCACGUCUCCCACGAAGACUUAGUAGAAGUCCGAUCAGAACAAAACAACCUGAUACUGAACCUAAAAGGACUGAAAUUCCACGAGUAGAACGUCAGAGGGAGCCUGAAUUAACUCCAGAGGAAAGAGAUAUAAGAACAGUAUUUUGUAUGCAGCUUUCAGCUAGGAUCAGGCCAAGAGAUUUGGAAGAGUUUUUUUCUUCUGUGGGAAAGGUGCGUGAUGUUAGACUGAUCACUGACAAUAAAACUCGAAGGUCCAAGGGUAUUUGUUAUGUUGAAUUUGCUGACCCAGAAUCUGUUCCUCUAGCAAUUGGCUUGUCUGGUCAAAAACUACUUGGUGUACCUAUCUUGGUUCAACCUUCACAGGCAGAAAAGAACAGAGCUCAACCAGCAGCUACUCCCACAGUUCAGAAGCCUAGUGGUGGACCUUUAAGAUUAUAUGUAGGCUCAUUGCAUUUUAAUAUUACUGAAGAUAUGCUUAGAGGAAUUUUUGAACCAUUUGGAAAGAUUAUUGAUAUCAAAAUAAUGCGUGACCAUGAGACCCAGAGAUCACUUGGUUUUGGAUUCAUUAGUUUUGCUAAUGCUGAUGAUGCUAAAAAAGCCCUUGAUCAGUUGAAUGGAUUUGAAUUGGCUGGUCGACCAAUGAAAGUUGGCCAUGUAACUGAACGCACAGCUGAAAAUGGACAGGUUCCUGGGCAAGGACAGCUAGACACUGAUGAGAUGGAUAGGGCUGGCAUUGAUCUAGGGGCUACAGGAAGAUUACAGCUAAUGGCUAAAUUGGCAGAAGGAACUGGAUUUCAAAUUCCACAGUAUGCAGCAAAUGCACUUAGCAGUUUGACCCAUGCAGGAAGUACUAUUGGCGGAUUGCCAAUUACCCCUCAUGCAGCUCUUUCAAUCCAGGCUACUACUGCUAGUGCUGUUGCUCAGCACGUGUUGGCUGCUCCUCCUAUCGCAACGCAGUGUUUUAUGUUAUCAAAUAUGUUUGAACCUGCAACUGAAACAAGGAUUAACUGGGACCAGGAAGUUCGAGAUGAUGUUAUAGAUGAAUGUAACAAACAUGGAGGAGUACUUCACCUUUAUGUUGACAAAAAUUCACCUCAAGGCAAUGUGUAUGUUAAAUGUCCUAGUAUAUCUGCAGCUGUUGCAUCUGUUAAUGCUUUACAUGGGCGGUUUUAUGCAGGUCGUGUGAUUACAGCUGCUUAUGUGCCCCUUCCCAAUUACCACAGUCUUUUUGCAGAUUCUGUCAGAGCUAAUCAACUUCUAAUGCCAUCUUCACAAGCUCUUUCGGCUUCUUAUCAAACGGGAUUUAUGGCCCAGCCACCAUUACGAUAGCUAUUUUUAUCAUAAAAAUAAUUGAGCUUUUUGUUUUUAUGUUAUAACUUUGACAUUAAGAAGUGAAUUUUAACAUAAUUUAUUUUUAUUAAAGAACUUUUGCUUCUGUAUUCCUUAAAGCUAUGUUCCUCUAAGCAAGAGGCCAUUUUAGAUUGCCUUCUGAGCCUAAGUUAAUGAUAGAUGGUGCAUAGUGAUGGAAAUACUAUUAUAUAAGACAUUCAGAGGUAUUUAUAGUUACUUUAUAAAAUUUGUAAUUGUUAGUCGAUGCAUAUAUUGUUUUCACUGAAAAAUACAUACAGGAAACAAUUUCCAAGCUUGAACUUGACAAAAAUCAAUUUACUUUCUAUCAUAAUAGUUUUAACAGUUGCCUACAGGUACUUCAUUGUUUAAAUACUAUGCUACAAUUUAAGAAGCAAUGUCUUUUUGGUUUUCUGUGUAUAGCUUUUUUUUUUAAAUAAAUUACUUCAUUCAAAGAUAAUUCUUGUCAGUAUGAAAAAAAAAGUUUAUUUUCUUAAAAUAUUUUUGUCAGAGCUAAAUCUAAGAUAUCUGUAUUAGGUUAUAAAUGAGUGUCAACAAAAAUGAUUGUGUGCCUGUAAGUCACCAGAUCAACACUUAGGUAACAUUAUUUUAAUGCUUAAACAUGUGAAGUGUGUAUUUUGAAAGUUUAUUCCUUUAUCAAAUCUUUUAUGAAUCUGCACAUGACUGAAAUGUUUUGUUUUUUUUUAAUCAUUCAAAUAGAUGGAUAAAUGCAUUUGUUAAUACGUUUGAUAAAACAUAUACUUCAUUAUCUACAAAUGAAAUUGUGGUUUUGUGUGUGUGUGCAAUAUUGGGGGUGAAUAAAUGUCCUGAAUAAGUUUUAGUGUGGAAACAUUCAGCAGCCCAUUCUGUUGUAAGCCUUAACUACUGGUUAUUUACUGAUGUUAGGCGUAUUAUUAGAAGCUUUUAGUGAAGCUCACAUCCCUUGGCUAUUAUCUUUGGAUAUAUUUGGAACUGUACAUAGUUAAUUAGUUCACUCAUUGAAUUUUCUUAUUGUGUAAUGAUCUGUUGUAUUUGAAUAAUGUGAACAGAAUAAAUACAUGCUAAUGAAUAA
Molecule: messenger RNA, 3044 nt
Organism: Biomphalaria glabrata
Lineage: Eukaryota; Metazoa; Mollusca; Gastropoda; Planorbidae
Product: RNA-binding protein 39-like
Exons: 15
Coding region: 263-1954 (563 amino acids)
Biological process (GO): mRNA processing
Cellular component (GO): nucleus
Molecular function (GO): RNA binding
Source: RefSeq, a predicted model, not a curated record